Molecule: messenger RNA, 246 nt
Organism: Aureobasidium musti
Lineage: Eukaryota; Fungi; Ascomycota; Dothideomycetes; Dothideales; Saccotheciaceae
Source: the annotation of a GenBank genome assembly
AUGGACACCAACAUGGAAGAUGUUGGCGCAAAGCCAGAGCACCCUAUGACUGCGCCCUCCGACCCGCCCUCAAUCCCUACCCUCGACGGCUGGAUCGAGAGCUUGAUGGCCUGCAAGCAGCUGUCCGAGGCCGACGUCCAGAGACUGUGUGAGAAGGCAAGAGAGGUUCUUCAGGACGAGUCCAACGUCCAGCCUGUCGUAUGUCCAUCUUCUCUCUGCUACCGCUCAGCCAUUCUCUCGAGCUGA